Messenger RNA from Betta splendens (Siamese fighting fish), 1927 nucleotides. RefSeq names its product regucalcin (gene rgn). Gene Ontology annotation, molecular function: gluconolactonase activity; calcium ion binding; enzyme regulator activity. The coding region runs from base 189 to 1094 and encodes 301 amino acids. The record is from RefSeq and is a predicted model, not a curated record. NCBI's taxonomy places the organism in Eukaryota, Metazoa, Chordata, Actinopteri, Anabantiformes, Osphronemidae. Gene Ontology annotation, biological process: L-ascorbic acid biosynthetic process. The transcript is spliced from 8 exons.
GUCAUGGUAAAAGAGUCAUGAGACGUGUGUUGACCUCCCCUUCGACUUGAUUACGUCUGCCUGUGGGUUGUUGACCUUGUUCACUUGGGAGGAGCGAAGCUGUUCGCUGGUCCAAACUUCCAAACUUCGGUAACGUCUAUCGCUGAACAGGCAGGUACAUCUUCUCUGUGAUUGGUUCAGACUGAACAAUGGCCACGUCAUCAGUAAAGGUGGAGCCUGUGAUCAAAUUGAGUGCUCUGAUUGGUGAAGGGCCUGUGUGGGAGGAGUCCCAGCAGACACUGUUGUUUGUUGACAUCGCCGGCCAGAAAAUCCAUCGCUGGAGUUCAACAACCGGUCAAGUGGAGUAUGUGAAGACAGGUGACACCGUGGGCUUUGCUGUUCCUCGGAGGAAAGGUGGUUAUGUUGCAGGUGUGGGUCGUGACAUCGUGGCUGUAGAUUGGCCAACUCAGACAAUGACGUCGCUGGUGGGGGUGGAUGAAGACAAACCCAACAGCAGGCUAAAUGACGGGAAGGUUGAUCCAGCUGGACGGCUGCUUGCUGGUACGAUGGGGAAGGAGCAGAGACCUGCGGAGGUUGAGAAACAACAGGGGUCAUUGUUCUCCGUUGACUCUGACCUAACUGUGACCAAACUCCUGGGCCAGGUGGACAUAUCUAAUGGGUUGGACUGGUCCCUGGAUAUGAAGAUCUUUUUCUACAUUGACAGUUUGUCUCUGGCUGUGCACGCCUUUGACUACGACAUAGUCAGUGGACAGAUCGGCAACCGUCGUGUUGUUUACCAGAUGAGGGAGGACGAGGGGCUUCCUGACGGAAUGACAGUUGAUUGUGAUGGUCGACUCUGGGUUGCGUGUUACAAUGCAGGGCGAGUCAUCAACAUCGACCCUGCCACUGGUGUGUGUCUGCAGACCGUCUGUCUACCCGCCAUGAAGACCACCUCCUGCUGCUUCGGAGGUCCAGAUUACUCUGAACUCUACGUGACUUCAGCCAGUUUGGGUCUCAACCAAUCGGAGCUUAGACUGCAGCCGCUGGCUGGGCACACCUUCAGGGUAAGAGGCCUUGGGGUCAAAGGUCGUCCAUCAAACUCAUUUUCAGGAUAAUCUGAAGCCUGAACCAGCCAGUUUCUGUUCAAGUCGCCAGACCAAUCAGCUUUUAGUUAUAGUAAGAGAAGUGAAGGAUGUGCCUCCUUUUGAUCCAGUUCAGCCUUGCAAUUUCAGCCAACAUCAGGUUGUAUUUAGUUUAGUGUAAUUAUACUGAAGACAGAUAAAAUAAAUGAUUGAUUAACUUCGAAAAGACGUUUAACUGCGUGAUCACAUUGUGUUAUGAUGUCGUCAUCCUUAUGUUGAGUACCUCUCUUACUUAAAUGUGUCAGCUGACUAAGAGUAAUAACUAACACGUGUUCAAGCUGGUCUGUGGUUGUAAACACUGGUACAACAAUGGAACUACAGUGCAACAGAAGCUCACGCAUCAACAACGAGAUCAAGCGACAGACCAAGUAACCUCAUGCUACAAGUUGUUGGAAACAAUGUUAAAAUCUUUUUCUGGCGCUCCUUUCAGAAUAACUUGUGUGAGUGCAGUCAGUGAACUGUAUUUGUGGAGGUUUGAGCAGAGACAUAGAGAUGGUAACCACAGUGUUAAUGUUCAGGAUUUUACUUUGAUCUCAUCUGUAGGAGGGUUAGGGUUACCUCAUAGUAACACAUUACUAUAUGUGUUAUAGAAAUAAAUUGGGAUUGAGAGUAAAGGAAACAAAGGGUUUGAAAUACAGUAUAACAAUAAAGUGGAACUGAGGUAUCAUUUCCAGAUAGAGCUAGAUGUUUUUUUAUAGGAGUGAAUAAACUCUAGUCAACUAGAUAAGAUUAUGAUUAGUGCUAAAACUAGCAUAUAACGAUGCUCUUUGUGUAUGGUUUUGUAAAUAAACCUUAGAUUAAUCCUG